AUACACACUUUUCCAAAUCUUCUGAUCAUUGGAUUUGGCAGCACUGUGAACAGAUACACUGUGGUUUUGACGUAAAACAAAACAAAAUAUAACCUAUAUUUGGUGGGUUAUAUGUUUAUAAGGGUUUUUGUCCGUUUUUUUACAAAACCUGAAUGAAAAAUGGAAGAUAUUCUGAAAAACCUACAGCAGUUACGUGAGCAAGACCUACAUACAAAUGUUAUCAAACUUUGCAAUCUAGCAUUAACACUUUGUGAGCAGAAACCAGGAAGUUGUAGCGCCCAGGGCAAAAUACAGAUGCUCCUCUAUUAUGGAGAUGCAUUGUACCAAACGCGUCAGUAUCAACAAGCAGAACAUUAUUAUCGACAGGCACUCCAAAUGAGGAAAAAUAGUUUAAAAAAAUCAAAGAAUCAUAAGAUAAAUGAUAAUCACAAUGAUAUACCCAGUGAUGUUGAUAUCAAAUAUAAAAUUCAUCUUUGUCUAGUAGCACUGAAACAGGCAUCAGCUGCUAAAGAAAUAUUACAAACCAUCCCAGCUAGAAUGCUUACGCCAAAAAUUAACAUGGCUCUAGGUUGUUUAUAUAGGGAUACUGGUAUGGAAAGGUCUGCACUAACAUGUUUUAAGGAGGUAUUGAGGGAAUGCCCAUUGGCUUUAGAUGCGAUUGAAAAUCUUCUCAAACUAGGGGUAAAGGGAGUUGAAGUUAGUUCACUGAUACUGGACUUAUCUUCAGAAUCUUCCUGGUUUAAUCAGUGGCUCAAAGCACAAGCUCAGAUGAAUGCUAGAGAAUUUGCAAAUGCUAUAAAAUCAUUCAAGAGUAUGGACACACAUGGUCUGCUUAAAGACAAUGUACUUUUGUCUGUCAAUAUGGCAUAUUGUUAUCAUUAUAUGUGUGAAGAUAACAGAGCUAUAUCAAUCUUACAAAAGGCCCUUCGCCUUGAUCCGACUUUGGUAACAGGCAGAGACUUACUCUCCACUCUGCUUGCCGAAUCUGCCACUAAAGAGCACAUCAGGUUUUUGGAAGGGCUUGUCCCUUCUCUAGACACAUCCCUUUGGCAGUGUGAACAUUGGGUAGUGCUGGGCAACUAUAAUUUAGCUCUAAAGAAGUAUGACAAAGUUGGAUACUUUGGUCAGCAAGCUUUGCUAAUGGAUCGGACAAAUAUUGAUGCAUAUUUGCUCAAGGCUAAGGCUUUCCUGCACUUGAAGGGGUACUUGAUAGCUGCUAAUUAUUGUACUGAAGCCUUACAGCUAUGUCCAUAUAGAUAUGACCUUCACAAGUGCCUAGUAGAAUGCUAUAUUCAAAGUAACAGGUUAAGGGACGCCGAAUCUGCAGCAAUCAAUUGUAAGCAACAUAAUUUUUCUGCACAUGGAUACUGUUUGCAUGCUGCAGUGCUACUCAAAGAUCCAAUGGCAUCCAGUAAAACAUUAAAGAAAACUUUAGAGAAAGCUGUUGCACUGGACAAAAAUGGUUCGACAAACGCCCUACCUAUGCUUGUUGAAUAUAUGAUGAGUGACCAACAGUAUGAACAAGCUGUAGAAUUAAUCCAGAAACACAUAAAUACACUUAGACCUACGUCAAAGUUACAUCAGUUGCUUGCGGACUGUUUCGUGGCUCUUCACAAAGACGAAGAUGCAUUCACCCACUAUAACCUAGCCUUAAAACUAGAUCCGAACAAUCAGAAAGCCACCGAAGGUCUGAACAGUAUUGGCACGACUACGUCCGCCAAGAAAAUGGACAGUUAUUAUUCGUCGAUGUUUGACGGUUCGUCGUACCAACCAACGCCUUCAUCAGCUGCAAAAAAUAAUUUGUCUGAUCAUGAAGCUGAUCCAGAAAGUGACACCGACGCAUGGCCAGCUGUUGCGGAUGUUAGUAAUUUUGAUUGUGAUUAGAGAGUCUACAGAAGGGGGUGAUAGACGGUGUACGUUUUGUUCGUGAAACAGUGAAGUAUAUCAAACACGUGAAACGUUUCUUCGUAGAAAAAUAAAUAGCACUUAGUAGAUACAAACAUUGUAGAUAGAUCUCUGAUAACUUCAACAAUCUUAAGAAAACUACCGUGUAUAUAUUGUACCGUAAAAACAUUAUUUAGCAGCUAAGAUGAAAUUAGGAGAUGGACCGAUGUAAUAUUUUUUAUUUAUUGAAAAGUUAUUUGACAUUACUUUUUUCUGAUUGAAUUUUACAUUAAAUUUCGAAAGUAAACUUUUACGAAACGAAAAGUCAUUAGUAACAAUCCUGAAAAAAAUAUCUGGGGAUAAUAUUUAUUUGAUAAUUCAGGAUGUAAGCAGAUAUAAAAAUAACAUUUUGCUUGACAAGCAUAGAAAUAAAUCUGUGUGGUUCUCUUCUCAAAUGAAACCUUACUGUCCCAAAUUCAAGCAUAUUUGCCAUCUCUUUCAUUGCCUGCUAUCCAGUUUUCUAUUUCUUGAACCCUGGAAAAAGUUAAAUA
This is a messenger RNA of Acanthoscelides obtectus, 2435 nucleotides long. NCBI's taxonomy places the organism in Eukaryota, Metazoa, Arthropoda, Insecta, Coleoptera, Chrysomelidae. The record is from the annotation of a GenBank genome assembly.